Messenger RNA from Penicillium samsonianum, 2514 nucleotides. RefSeq names its product Zn(II)2Cys6 transcription factor. The record is from RefSeq and is a predicted model, not a curated record. Bases 1 to 2514 code for a protein of 837 amino acids. The transcript is spliced from 2 exons. NCBI's taxonomy places the organism in Eukaryota, Fungi, Ascomycota, Eurotiomycetes, Eurotiales, Aspergillaceae. Gene Ontology annotation, biological process: regulation of DNA-templated transcription; DNA-templated transcription. Gene Ontology annotation, molecular function: DNA binding; DNA-binding transcription factor activity, RNA polymerase II-specific; zinc ion binding.
AUGGAGUCCCAGGGUGAUCAGCCGUCCCCGACCCCCGACUCACUCGAGGUUGAGCUAGCAAAUGGCAAGCGACGAUGGCGCCGAAACAGAGUCGCCUGCGACUCAUGCCAUACUCGCCGCGUACGAUGCGACCGUGCUUUCCCCUGCUCGAGAUGUCUGCGCGGUGACAUAAACUGCCAAUUUACCCGCGAGCGUCGGAAACGAGGACGUAUCGCGAGAUCGAAGCCGACAAAUGCAAAUACGAAUGUCGAGGAUGAGACUGUCCAGGACCCCACUGAGGGGAAGCAGGCCAACGGGGAACACAACCGGGAGUCUCAGUCGCAGUCACAGCAGGUGUUGUCGCCGAUUGACAAUAAUUCUCCUGCAUCGACCUUCCAGCAGCGAUCGCCGGCAUCAAAUGAGAUCAGCGCCGUGUCGGCGCCAAGUGUCGAGGAACCUCGGUCUGUGCUGGAUCGUCCACAACCGCAGCGGGCAGGGCCUGCCGCGAAUGUCACAGAGGAAUGGCUCUCAGCGGCACAUCUGUCGCCAGACUCGUAUGAUCUGCUUGCAGGCACUGGUGGCAGUGACGCGCCUCUGCCUCGGUUGAUGGACAUUUGGAAUCCGGUUGAGUUCGCUGCCCACCGACCGGUUCAACGUGCCCCUCCCAUACCGUCUGUGUCGGGGGCGAACAUUCCGAGACAAAGACAGCAAUCGACCUCCCGGUCGCCAUUGAAGUACCCUGUGUUGGAACCUCUCAUGCCAUUUCUCGAAUCGAACCUCCCGCGUCGACUGGUGUGCGAUCUGCUUGAACUCUACUUUACCAGUGCUUUCUCAACCCAUAUGCAUCCUGUGUGCCAUCAUAUUCAUUGCUAUGUACUGCGAAAGACUUCUUUUCUAAGUGUCGACCGCCCCAGGCCCACUAGUCCUGCCUUGCUGGCAAGUAUGCUCUGGGUGGCUGCUGUGGAUGACCGGGCCUUCUCUUUAUCCAUCUCACCAUUACAAAGGAGAAAGAUAUGCCAAUUUCUAUGUGCGCUGAUUAUUCGCUUACUGCGACCUUUGAUACAUGUCUCGUUCAAAGACCAUGAUCCAUCACCCGCUGAAAACACAACCACCCACGACUUUUCAGCCGGGGCUUACCGCCCAUUCGAAGGAGUCGGUGAUGACAAAGGGCUGGUAGGCCCUGCAGGAUCUUUAGAUGAUGUCAUUACCUAUAUCCAUGUGGCCUCGAUUAUCUCAUCUAGUGAACAAAAGGCUGCAAGUAUGAGAUGGUGGCAUGCGGCCUUUACACUAGCGCGAGAACUCAAAUUGAACCAAGAGAUGGAAAUAACACCCAAUGUCAACAGCAUGAGCGAUGGCUCAAGUCCGUCCUUCGGCUACAGUCUAGGCGGGUGGCCUGGUUCCCCAGGUGGGCUGGGUUUGGACUAUCCGAAUACCUCGCGCCCAAGUCUGAAUUGCGUAUGUGACAAGAACCAUGAUUUGCACAAUGGUCCUAUCACAGAAGAGCAUCGUGAAGAGCGGCGCAGAACCUGGUGGCUGCUAUAUAUCAUGGACCGCCAUCUCGCACUAUGCUAUAACCGUCCACUGGCCCUACUCGAUGCCGAGAGCGAGGACCUGUUGCUUCCACUGGAUGAAAGCUCCUGGCAAGCAGGAAUAAUUCACAGCAAUAGUCCUCGUCCAGAUGGGCCUCAAUGCCCCCGCUCGGGCGACCAAAACAAACGUCGCAUUUUCCCUAACUUCAUUUGCCACGACCACUCUAUUCUUGGCUUUUUUCUCCCACUCAUGACGAUCACUGGCGAACUCAUCGAUCUAAACCAGGCGCGAAACCACCCUACUCUUGGCGUUAGGCUUCAAGGAAAGGAGGCGUGGGAGGUUCACGUGUCAGAAGUGCUGCGCCAACUUGAGAUCUACAAAGCUAGUCUGACAACCUUUGCCGCGGCGACGGCAGCAGACCCAGCGGCCUCAUCAACGACUGCCUACACCCACAAACCAGAACCUGUUGAUCCACAAUUGUCUCAGGCCUAUUCUUGGCAUACCCAAACCGUGAUUGCCUAUUCCUCCUACCUAACCCACGUCCUCCAUAUCCUGCUCGUCGGAAAGUGGGACCCUGUCUCACUAAUCGAAGACAAAGAUUUCUGGACAUCUUCCCCGGCCUUUGCAUCGACCAUCUCACACGCACUGGAAGCCGCCGAUUCCGUGCAACAAAUCCUCCGUUUCGAUCCCGACGUUAGUUUCAUGCCAUACUUCUUCGGAAUCCAGCUGCUACAAGGCAGUUUCCUCCUCCUACUUAUCGUAGAGCGCCUACAAAAGGAAGCAGGCGAGGGUAUACUCAAUGCCUGCGAGACCAUGAUCCGAGCGACAGAAUCGUGCGUGGUCACCCUCAACACGGAGUACCAGCGCAGCUUCCGGCAAGUUAUGCGCUCAGCGGUCGCGCAGGCUCGCGGUCGCCCGGUUAACCCGAGUGAAAUUCGGCAUCGCCGAAAAGCGGUUCUCGCGCUUUACCGCUGGACGCGGAAGGGGACUGGCCUGGCCCUGUAA